Molecule: messenger RNA, 927 nt
Organism: Prorocentrum cordatum
Lineage: Eukaryota; Dinophyceae; Prorocentrales; Prorocentraceae
Source: the annotation of a GenBank genome assembly
CCGUUUUGGCUCAAGCUGUUUGAAGUCAAGGUGCCGCAGAUUGCUCAGGUGCUCCCUGCUCCCGUUAGCCCGUCAGUCUGCGUUACCAGGGCGGUACAGCCCGUCAUGUCCGUGAAGUGCAUCCGCGAGCACACGGGUAAAGCCUUGCUGGAAAAGUGGCUCCCCGAGAUCUCCAAUGGCAGACACAAAAUGGGCACAGCGGGAGUGCUCAUCACACCGUCGGUGCUUGAUCCGACCAGCGGGGACACUUGGGAAUCGAUUGUGGAGAAGAACCCCUGGCUGAUGACUUCCAAGCUCGUGGCCAAGCCUGACCAACUGAUCAAGCGCCGUGGCAAGGCUGGCCUCAUCGCACUCAACAAGACCUUUGACGAGGCUAAGAAGUGGGUCAUGGAGAGGAUGUGCACAGAACAAAAGGUGGAGACUGUAACAGGUCAGCUGAACCACUUCCUAAUCGAGCCAAUGGUGCCCCACAAACAGGAUGAGGAGUUCUACAUAUGUAUCCACACUGUGCGUUACUACGACGAAAUCCUAUUCUACCACGAGGGAGGUGUUGACGUCGGGGACGUAGACUCGAAGGCCGAGCAUCUCCAGAUACCGAUCGGGGAGGGAAUCGACGACAAGAAGGUCACCGCCAGUCUACUGUCGAAGGUGCUUGCUUCGAAACAAGCCAGCUUGACGUCUUUCAUUUUGAGUCUCUACAUAUUCUACAAGGACUUGCACUUCGCGUAUUUAGAAACCAAUCCUCUGGUGAUGUUGGAAGACAACACAGUGGUGCCUUUGGACAUGGCCGCGAAGAUAGAUGAGACUGCCAAUUUCUUGGUGGCGCAGAAGUGGGGGGAGGUUGAUUGGCCGCCACCUUUCGGCCGCGCCGCCUACGCCGAGGAGGCGCUCAUUCGCGACAUGGACGGCAAGACGGGUGCCUCUUGA